AUGGAUGCAUUUACACGUGUCAUGAAUCUGGCCCUGGACGGCCCUUCUCGCUUAUUCUCCAUCCUGCCAACAUUUCCUGGAUAUAGUCCAGCUGUUGUCGCUGCUGGGUAUAUCUUCUUUCAUGUAUUUAAUUACAACGCGACCGCUCAAUUAGAAUAUCGAACGAAAAUAUUCACAAAGGCACUGGGGAAGAAUGCUGUCUAUGUAUACGCAGUUUAUCUCGUCACCAGCGGCAUGAUAAGGCAUCACUAUGUCAUGCGAGCUAUACACGCCGAUGCUGGAACAUUGGAAGUCCUCCCCGAACCAUACCGCACAAUAGUCGGCCUAUCACUCAUCAUAUUCGGAUCUGUAAUCAAUCUAUGGGCUAUUCAGACACUCGGAAUCAAGGGGAUUUACAAUGGAGACUCGUUUGGCUUCCUUUUUGACGCGCCAGUUACGAAUGGAAUUUAUAGGUAUAUAAGUGAUCCACAAUAUCUAGGUACUGGAGCCCUGUUUUUGGGGAAUGCUAUACAGCAGUCUUCAAAGGCUGGUUAUGGACUCGCAUCUCUGACAUACAUUGUGUAUACACUGUCCGUCCGAUAUAUAGAAGGACCCCACAUGCAGAGAAUGUAUGCAGCCAAGCACACCAGGUCUGCUAAAUCUGCUCGACCUGGAUUGAAAAAGAAGGCUAAAUAG
Molecule: messenger RNA, 675 nt
Organism: Synchytrium microbalum
Lineage: Eukaryota; Fungi; Chytridiomycota; Chytridiomycetes; Synchytriales; Synchytriaceae
Exons: 4
Coding region: 1-675 (224 amino acids)
Biological process (GO): phosphatidylcholine biosynthetic process
Molecular function (GO): oxidoreductase activity, acting on the CH-CH group of donors; S-adenosylmethionine-dependent methyltransferase activity
Source: RefSeq, a predicted model, not a curated record